CGACGUCACGUGGUGCGCUGCGUCGCUGUACACACGUGUGUCUGUUUUGAGUGUAAUUUUUUUCUACUGCGCUUUAAAAUGGCUCAGAAUUUUAAAGGUAAAAAUCCGUUUCAAGGUAAAAACCUAAAAAAGGAUUAUUCAAAAGGCCCCCGGGCAGCUGGUGUUACAAAGAAGAGAAAAUGGGUCCCGGCGAACAAGUUUUACAGUGGGAGUGUAAAAGAAGGUCAGGGAUUUGCCUUCAACAGGAAGCAGAAAACACAACGCCAAUACAAUAAACUCCUCCGAAAGGAGAAGUGGAGAAUGAAGGACUUCAAGCCACAGCUGACAGACAAUUAUCCAGAACACCUGAAGCAUCUCUACAUGGCUGAACAGGAGAGGAUGGAGGAAGAAGAGCAAGUGAAUAGAAAUCGCAGGAGAAAAGUAAAAGCUGCUAAUACUGAUGAGGAUGAAGAAGAGGACAUGACACAAGCUUCUGUCCAAUCCCCCGACUCAGUGGAGAAAUCUGCCUCUGCGGAUUCAUCUAAUGAACCACCACAGAGUUCACAGAGCGAGAGUUCACAUAAGGACUCACAGAGGUACACAAAAAAGAAGAAAAUGUCUUCCUAUCAGAAGGCAAAGCAAGAAUACGAGACAUUAAAGGAGGAAAGGGAGAGAAAGAGAGAGGAAUAUCUGAAAGACAAAGAGCAGAGAGAGGAAGCUCUGAAGAAGUACAAGGAAAAGAAACAGGAAAAAUAUCAACUGCUGAAGAAGAAGACCAAGAAGGGUCAACCCAACCUUAAUCUGCAGAUGGAGCUGUUGCUUCAGAAGAUCCAGUCCCAGCGCAAAUGACAAUGGAGGAAGCAGCCUGUGUUUAAAGACCCAAUUCGUCACCCUUUCUGACACAGUAGAACAGACUGAAACAAAAAGUACAAAGCAGUACGUACUUUUAUGUUUUUGUAACAACAGCUGUGACACUGUUUCUGUAUCUCCUGUUUUUAAGACAUUUUUUUCCACACAUGGCGAACCUUUUAUGGGCUGGCUGACAAAAUAAAACCAUUAGGAAUUA
This is a messenger RNA of Astyanax mexicanus (Mexican tetra), 1045 nucleotides long. It is a transcript of the gene ccdc59, whose product is annotated as coiled-coil domain containing 59. The coding region runs from base 79 to 828 and encodes 249 amino acids. Gene Ontology annotation, cellular component: nucleus. The transcript is spliced from 4 exons. Lineage: Eukaryota; Metazoa; Chordata; Actinopteri; Characiformes; Acestrorhamphidae. The record is from RefSeq and is a predicted model, not a curated record.